This is a messenger RNA of Photinus pyralis (common eastern firefly), 2397 nucleotides long. Its product is annotated as neprilysin-2-like. Bases 128 to 2302 code for a protein of 724 amino acids. The transcript has 10 exons. Lineage: Eukaryota; Metazoa; Arthropoda; Insecta; Coleoptera; Lampyridae. Gene Ontology annotation, cellular component: plasma membrane. Gene Ontology annotation, molecular function: metalloendopeptidase activity. Gene Ontology annotation, biological process: protein processing. The record is from RefSeq and is a predicted model, not a curated record.
UUUAACUAUCAGUACAACAAUCACAUUACUUUCAUCAUUAUUAUUAGGUAGUGCCGGUUUUAGAAUAAAUUCAGCUGUUACAGAAACUACGUGCCAGGACCCAUCAUGCAGGAAUAGACGAACAACCAUGGAGAGAAGCCUGAUGAUACUAGUGUCUACAUUAAUCUACUAUGUGACUCGUUUAUCAUUAAUAGCUCUGGUACUUGUAUUACACAUAAAAACAGAUGGCAUAUCAAACGGCGCUAUCCACGCUGAAGCGUUGGUCAGUAGUCGACCAAUUCCCAAAUUGGGUUCAUUACGAAAUGUGUGUAUUACACCUGCCUGUAUUUGCGCAUCUUCUAGUAUUUUGAAUAAUAUGGAUCCCAGCGUAGAUCCAUGCGAUGACUUUCAUCAGUUUGUAUGCGGAAAUUAUAGGAAAAUGACUAAUAUACCAGAUGAUGAAGAGACGGUUGGAGGAUUACAGAAAUUAAGGGAACUGCUUCAAAUACAUUUACGACAAACACUAAAAGGAAAUGUCAAUCCUAGUGAACCUAAACCUUUCGCACUACUUAAAAAAUUAUACAGGGUAUGCAUGAACGAGACCGCGAUCGAGUUAGACGGAUUGACGACUGCCAAAUCCAUUUUGAAGGAAUUGGGAGGAUGGCCUUUGCUUGGAGGGCAAAAAUUAGAUCGAGAAAAAUUUGAUACGCGAUCAUUGCGUGUGUUUUUCGAUUUUAAGGUUAGACCUGGCUCCAGGAAUACUUCACGGAACGUUAUUUAUGUCUUUCAUGCGAGUUCAAUUUUUUUUUCAACCUACCCUUACCAUAUGGUCGUAAAGUAUCUGGAACAACUUUAUAGUUUCAUGGUCGAUAUUGCUGUUAUCUUUGGCGCUAGCAAAGAAGUCGCAGAGAAGGAAUUCGUAAAUGUGUUUAGAUUGGCAGAAAAAUUGCAUUACAUUAAAAAAUACAUAAACUGCAGAGCCCGCUUUCUCACAUCUAUGUCUGAACUUCAAAACACGUUCCCUACCAUUCCUUGGUUAAAAUACUUUAACCUCGCAUUUAACUUCCCUGACAUACAAGAUAUUAAUAUGGUCAAUAUUUGCCCGGCCCAUAUUUUUGAAGUAGAAAAUCUGCUGAAGAGUACAUCCAAAGGAACACAAGCAAACUAUUUUAUGUGGAUGACAGUUUUUAAAAUGGCAUCUCACCUUACGAAAGACUUGCGACAACGUCGGCUGAAUUAUAUUUCAUUGUUGACUGGGCAAUUGCGAAGACAGGCGAGAUGGAAGCAAUGCGUAGCUGUCGUUGCACAAAGUAUGCCCGUUGCUACAGGUGCUUUGUAUGUUCGAAAAUAUUUUCGAAGAGAAACAAAGCGACAUGUUAUGGAAAUGGUUUCUGACAUUAAAAGUGAAUUUAUUAAUAUAUUGAAACAGGCCGAUUGGUUAGAUAACACAACCAAAAACCUCGCCCUAGAGAAAACCUUAGCUAUGGUAUCACAUGUUGCAUAUCCCGAUGAGAUACUGCUGAAUAAAAACUUAGAAGUAUAUUACGAAGGGCUUAAUUUUACGUCCGAAAAUUACCUGGAUAUGCGGUCUCGUCUGGAAUUAUUUGAACGUGAAUGCUCGGCCAAAAGUUUAAGGCUACCAAUAAACAAAACCGACUGGACCACUCACGCAGAAUCGGCAGUGGUCAACGCAUUUUAUACAGUUAAAGAAAAUAGUAUACAACUUCCUGCCGGAAUAUUACAAGAAGCUUUCUUUAGCAUUGAUAGACCGCAGUUUAUGAAUUAUGGCAGUAUUGGCUAUAUUAUUGGUCAUGAAAUUACUCACGCGUUUGAUAAUAAUGGUAUGAACUAUGAUAAAGACGGAAAACUUUCGGACUCGUCGUCAUUAUCAUCAGCAAUCCAGAAAUUUAACGAGAAGGGAAAAUGCUUCAUUUCCCAAUACGAUAAUUACACCAUUCCCGAACUCCAAGUAAAUUUGAAUGGUCUUCAGACGUUGGGGGAAAAUAUAGCUGAUAACGGUGGUUUCAGAGUGGCAUAUUUAGGAUAUAAGAGGUGGGUCAAACGAAAUGGAAAAGACCCAAGACUACCCAUCUUAAAUUAUACCGGUAGUCAAAUGUUUUGGAUUGCGGCUGCUACUACGCUAGGGUGUUCAAAACAGCGUGUGGAGUACACCGAGUACAAUUUUUACACAUCAGACCCGCAUCCACCUAAGAAGGUUAGAGUUAACUUCCCACUAGCCAAUACGGAUUAUUUUGCUAAUGAUUUCAAUUGUCCCAAAGGAAGUAAAAUGAACCCAGUCGAUAAAUGUAGGGUUUGGAAAUGAAGUUUUUUUUUUGUUCAAUUUAGUAGGCAUACAAACUUUAUUAAAGUGCUACAACACAGACUAAUUUUAUUCCAAAUAAAAUGAAUUUUGGCGUG